AUGAGCAGGACGACAAAGAGAGUCAGAGGCCGCAUGCAGCCAAUGGAGCAUGGUCAUCCACCUGCCUCGGUGUUAAAAAGUGAUAGUCUACAACUUCACGAUGAAGCAGACUUGAUCAACUUCCGUGCUGAUGCAUUCUCUCGUUUCAUCAGCAAUCAAGACCUUCUAGAAACAGCGGCCCUGAAACCGUUCCAUACAUCAAAAAUAGCACCCCCUUCGCCUUUCCCGGUGCACAAGAAGAAGCUUUAUGAAGAAGAUGCCACAGACGACAAAGUUAAAGAGGUACUCCGAGAUCUCGGCAAGGAGGAUUUUAUUUUUGGAGACAUAAGACUAAUGAAGCUCAAGGGCCAAAUGAUUGAGGAGGAGCUUGAAGAAGACCGCAAAGCUUUGGCCGAAAUGAAAGAAGAUCCCGAUAAGUCAUUCAGUGAGGAAAUGACGUUCCAGAAGAAGGCUGCGGCACAGCUAGCGAAGCUUCAUCGUGAGUGUAACGAUGCAGAGUCGCUUGAAAAGCUCGAGAAGGCUAUGGAGAACACUUUAGCGGAGUAUGAGGAGAAGUAUAGCAAGAACUACAAGCUACAACAGACCGCGUUCAUCAAGCGGUCCAUACCAGCCGAGGAGUUGGGUGCCACGGUUGAAAAGGCGCCUGAAAACUACAAUCCACGUCUGAUAUCGUCCUUCUUGGACAUUGAGGAUAAGCCUGAAGAGAAGCAACCCGACUUCCAGGACCCAAUGUUUGGUGGCCAUCAAAACGAUAAUAACGGCCAGCUUUACAUGCAAGGCAACGGAGACGAAGACUUUGCCAUGGCGAUGAUGAAUGAACAUGGCAGCGAGAGCCAUCCAGAGAAACCCGAUAUUCCCGCUCCACAGUCAUUACAGCCAAACAAGCAGGACAAUAACGAAAACGAUGUCAACAUGGAGGAUCUCAACCAGUUCCUUGCAGACCCACAGGGUAAUGAUGACAUGAUGGGAGAUGACAUGGACGCGUUGAUGAACUUUGGUCCCGACAACGAAGAAGGCGGAAUAAUGGAUGACGACGCCUUCAACUCGGAUUUCCUAAUGUUGCCCGACUUAGCAGAAUGUGGCGAUUCCGGCUGUUUACCGGCUCAGUUCGAAAAAACUGUCAUUGUGGUCAUCGAUGCUUUGCGUUUUGACUUUGUCAUACCUGUUGAUGAUGCUGAUGCUGAUCCAUACUUUCACAACAACCUUCCCAUCUUGUAUGAUCUCAUGCAAAAACAGCCGGACAACGCUGUGCUUUUAAAGUUUUUGGCUGAUCCACCCACAACAACGUUGCAGCGACUCAAGGGCCUUACUACUGGAACCCUACCGACAUUUAUUGAUGCUGGUUCCAACUUCAAUGGUGAGGCAAUAGAUGAGGACAAUUGGGUUCUUCAGCUUCACAAACAAAACAAAUCCAUUGCAUUCAUGGGAGACGAUACCUGGGAUGGCUUGUUUAAAGCGUAUAUCAACCCAGACCUCCAUUUUCCUUACGAUUCCUUUGACGUGGGAGACUUACAUACCGUUGACAACGGUGUGAUAGAGCAUAUGUAUCCAUUGCUCGAGCGCAGUCGUUCGAAGGAGUGGGACCUUCUCAUUGGACACUUCCUCGGUCUAGAUCAUGUGGGACAUAGAUUCGGGCCCCGUCACCACGCUAUGAAAGACAAAUUGCAUCAAAUGAACUCUGUCAUCGAGGAUGUUGUGAACAAAAUAGACGAUAAGACCUUGCUCAUCGUGAUGGGCGAUCAUGGAAUGGACUCCACAGGAAACCAUGGUGGUGAUAGUCCGGAAGAGUUGGAAAGCACCCUUUUUUUCUACUCCAAGAACAGGAAGUUUCAUAUCAAUAAGCACGAUGCUUGCGAGUACGACCUUUCGAAUAGAGGCCGGAACUAUAAAGCGGUGAACCAGAUUGAUUUGGUUCCCUCGAUCUCUUUGCUAAUGGGAUUGCCAGUUCCAUACAAUAAUCUUGGGUUUCCAAUAGAUGAGGUCUUCGGCGACGACAAGGAGCUUAACUUGGCCAGUCACAUCACCGUCGAGCAAAUAAACAGAUUUAGAGAGGUUUCGAAUGAGUUUGGACUGGAAGUGAAGUUUGCGGAGAAGUACCAAUUUAUUUCCGAAAACUACAGAAAGCAUGGGAAGAACAAGAAACAUUUUUCAGACUUAAUCCAGGAAUCUAAGGCAUUUCAGGAAGAGUUUUUAGAUCAUUGCAAGGGUCUCUGGGCUCGGUUUGACUUGGUACUUAUAGGGCUCGGCAUCACGGUGAUGUUAUUAUCCCUUUCUUUUGCCAUCACUUACUCACGCUCAAUUCCUUCAGUGAGAGUCCUGACAAUGUCUUUUGAGUUCAUCGGCUCCAUCAUUGCGAUGACACUCUUGGGCCUUGUCUCUAGCAUUUCCAUAUUUAUUGUUCUACGGCCCUCGGGUGUCACUCUUCAACAGGAGCAGUACUGUGUUUCGACGUUCGAAACUCAUUGGUGGACAAUUGUGCUAUUGCACGUCUGUCUGUACCUAUUACCUACUGUCAUCAAAUCUUUCUACACGCUCACAUCUUCUUAUCAUUCAGCAGCACCGUUGUGGAUAGGAACUGGAAUGAAAUUCCUUAUGUUCAUGAACGCAUCCUACUGGACGAUAGAAUACGUGGAAAAUAAUGAUUAUCUCGGCAACAUAGCCAAAUCCUUCAUUGAUCUUGGGUUGACCGAAUCCUUGAAGCUAGGAAUUGCUCGAAUUGUGUUGUUUAUUGCCCUUAUUCUUGCCAAUUUUAGCUGGUCUCGUGGCCCCUUGUGUGUCAAGAUCGAAAUGUCUAAUGCACCCGAAAAUGACAGUAUUGAGAUGUCAUCCGACUCUGAUGAUGAAGGAGAGACUUUGUCACCAAGACCUAGACAACCUAAGCAACCAUCAGCUACAAUUCUAGGAUACGAAAAUGUUUAUGGCUCGUCAUACUUCUUGCUCAUUAUCAAUGCAACUUGUGCUAUUCUUCUAGUUACGCAGCCGAUUGGAGCUAUCUCAUUGUGUAUUAUGGUGGUACAACUUUUGUCACUAUUGGAGCUUUACGAUAUCUUGAACCUUCAAAGAAACUUGGUCGCUGUGAUCGUUUUCGCACUCCUCGGUUACCAGCACUUCUUCAGUACGGGGCAUCAGGCGGCUAUCCGUUCGAUUCAGUGGGAAACCGGUUUCAUGGUCAAUCAGAAGGUUCUGUACAUCCUUUCUGGGUUAACGAUUAUACUCAACACAUUUGGAUCCUUCUUCAUAAUAUGCCUCGCGGUGCCGCUCAUCACCCUUUGGAGAAUUCCUCCAUCAGCAAAACCCAUCACGCUACUUGCGCAAGUGGUGACUAAUGUUACUACAUUGCUCACGUAUCAAACAAUAAUCAGCAUCAUGAGUUUCAUUUUUGCUGCCCACUUUAGACGUCACUUGAUGGUGUGGAAGAUUUUUGCCCCUCGGUUCAUGCUUAGUGCGCUUUUACUCAUCGUUUUCAACGUCUCACUCACGUUUGGAACGAUGUGGUUCGCUACGUCCCGAGUCUUGACCCAGGUCAACCGCAUUUUUGGUAAGUGA
Messenger RNA from Candidozyma duobushaemuli, 3546 nucleotides. RefSeq lists its product as uncharacterized. The coding region runs from base 1 to 3546 and encodes 1181 amino acids. NCBI's taxonomy places the organism in Eukaryota, Fungi, Ascomycota, Pichiomycetes, Serinales, Metschnikowiaceae. Gene Ontology annotation, biological process: GPI anchor biosynthetic process. Gene Ontology annotation, cellular component: endoplasmic reticulum membrane. Gene Ontology annotation, molecular function: mannose-ethanolamine phosphotransferase activity. The transcript has 3 exons. The record is from RefSeq and is a predicted model, not a curated record.